AUAUAGAAGGAGGAUAAAUAAUGUCUCAAACAACAGAAUUCAUGGAUGUAGCAGACUCUGAUUUUCUCAUAAACAAAGAACUUUAUGAUGAUGACUCAGAAUUUGACUAUGAGUUUGAGCAAUACUUUGUUUUCUCUGCCGCCAAGAGCCGCUUGUUUGGCCAGAAAAGGCCUCUUCACGUUGCCUUAGGUUCUGGAAAAAGUGCUGAUAUUAUACUUUGGAAGAACAAGAAAACCUCAGCAAGCAUUCUUGUUGGUGUAACUUUCAUAUGGUUUCUUUUUAAGAGAUUGGAUUACACGCUGCUUAGUUUCAUUUGUGACUCUCUCAUACUCCUAUUGGCAAUGCUGUUCCUCUGGACCCACUUAACAUCAUUCAUCAAAAUAUUACCACCACCUGAAUUAUCAGCAUUCAUCUUACCAGAAGGGUCGUUUGUUGAUACUGCUAUUUCAAUAACACGUGAACUUAACCAACUACUCAUUAUAUUUGGAGUCCUAGCUUCUGGACGACAUUUGAAGAAAUUUAUAUUGGUUACAGUUACUUUGGGAUCUGUCUCAGUUCUUGGCAUUUGGUUCAGUGCUACAACUCUAUUCUACAUAGUGUUUGUUGUAUUGCUGACUGUGCCAGCAGUAUAUGAAAAGCAUGGGGAUGUUGUUGAGAUCAUUGUUGAGAAGACAUUGAUUGAAUUGAAAAGUCUAUAUGCAUCGUUGAUGAAAAAGUUUUUCGGCAAAUCGCAACACUUUCAAGACUGCAUUCUGCAAUAGAGGGCGCAGAGGUUAAAUUUUGGCGUGUGUCAUAACAAGCAAACCAUAUUUGUUAGCAGAAAGAAGCCUGAUCCAUCAUCAGAAUCUAGUCUAUGGUUGGGGACGGAGACUAGCAAUGGCUAG
This is a messenger RNA of Abrus precatorius (Indian licorice), 884 nucleotides long. Its product is annotated as reticulon-like protein B5. The transcript is spliced from 6 exons. The coding region runs from base 21 to 761 and encodes 246 amino acids. The record is from RefSeq and is a predicted model, not a curated record. NCBI's taxonomy places the organism in Eukaryota, Viridiplantae, Streptophyta, Magnoliopsida, Fabales, Fabaceae.